Molecule: messenger RNA, 751 nt
Organism: Sesamum indicum (sesame)
Lineage: Eukaryota; Viridiplantae; Streptophyta; Magnoliopsida; Lamiales; Pedaliaceae
Product: protein PHLOEM PROTEIN 2-LIKE A9-like
Source: RefSeq, a predicted model, not a curated record
UGCUCCCGCAGAAGCAAAAGCCAUAAAAAUAAAUCAUAUUCUCCACAGGCACAAGGUCUUUGCGCGUUCCCACACCCUCCCUUUGUAUAUAUAGGGUAUAGCCCAACAACGUAACAGCAACCCCACAUCCUCAUAUAUCAAUCAUAUUCAUUUCCCAAUUCAUUCUUUUUCUUCUUUCUACUUAGAGAUUUAAAAUGGCUUCAGCUCCUAUUCCUACUACUAACAAUACUACUCCACACCAUGUGGGAGAUCCUUCAAUCACAUUCUAUGCGGACGGCGACAAGGAGGCUAUGAAAAUUCCACCCAAACAUCUUAACAUUGUUUGGGGCCGAGACAACCGAUACUGGAAAGUACCAGAUGAUGAUGAGGAAUCGAGUGCUGAGUUAAAUCAAGUGUGUUGGCUGGAGGUAACUGGUUCGGUGGAGGGCACCCGCCCCAACAAGCAGUAUCAAGUGGGGUUUCAUGUAUCGUUUACCCCUGAUGCCUUCGGCUGGGGAGGCUCUCCUCUCUACAUCAUGGUUAAGAGAGGCAAGGAUGGGAAGCCUGUGUGGAGAAAGUUGUUGUUGAACCCUCAUCAAACAAAGGAAUGUGAUAUUACAGCCACCACCAACCCUCACUCCAAUGAUCCAAAACUUUACUUUGGUCUCUAUGAAUUGUGGAGCGGCAAGUGGAAGGGAGGUCUCAAAAUUCACCACGCCUUUAUACGACAAUUGCCAUGAUCAACUAUAUAUGUAUAUAUAUAUCCUACUCU